AUGACAAAACAACACAUUCUAAUAGAAAAAGAGCGCUAUAGUGGGUUAGUUAUUUGGGCAAGCAAAGUAGCCUUAUUCAAUUCGGUGUUCUCGGCAUUUGCUCCUGUUUUGGUAGGUGUUGGAAAUAUUUUAGUGUUAUUUUGUUCUUUGAAGUGCAGCACAUUUUUUAGUCAAAAUAAUAAUGACAAAUUAAUUGUUGCAGUAACACAGACUUUCGUUCAAAUGUGGCGCUAA
Molecule: messenger RNA, 234 nt
Organism: Echinococcus granulosus
Lineage: Eukaryota; Metazoa; Platyhelminthes; Cestoda; Cyclophyllidea; Taeniidae
Exons: 2
Coding region: 1-234 (77 amino acids)
Source: RefSeq, a predicted model, not a curated record